Cuscuta epithymum is the source of this 1487-nucleotide messenger RNA. The record is from the annotation of a GenBank genome assembly. NCBI's taxonomy places the organism in Eukaryota, Viridiplantae, Streptophyta, Magnoliopsida, Solanales, Convolvulaceae.
AUUUGUUCCUUUAGCCUCAUCUAUUUUGUAAUCCCUAUUUUGUAAACAGUCAUCUUUCCCAGUUCUGUAAAAAUUCGCAAGUUAGCAGUGCUGGUAAAAAUUAAAAACCUCAUUCGCAAGUUCUUGACAGACAAUCAGAAGUCCGGCUAAACCAAUGAAGGCAGUGGUGAUCACGACCCCCGGCGGGCCGGAAGUUCUUAAAAUCCAACACGUGGAAGACCCAGAGAUCAAAGACGAUGAGGUGCUGAUCAAAGUGGCAGCCACCGCGCUCAACCGAGCGGACACCCUUCAGCGUCAAGGAAAAUACCCACCUCCCAAAGGCGAGUCUCAUUACCCUGGUCUCGAGUGUUCCGGCACCAUCGAAGCUAUCGGCAAAAAUGUCAACCAGUGGAAAGUCGGUGACAGGGUAUGUGCUCUUCUUGGUGGUGGAGGCUAUGCAGAGAAAGUUGCAGUGCCAGCUAGGCAGGUUUUUCCUGUUCCACCUGGCAUUUCUUUGCACGAUGCAGCCAGUUUCCCUGAAGUGGCUUGUACGGUUUGGUCAACUGUCUUUAUGACUAGCCAUCUAUGCUCCGGGGAAACUUUCUUGAUACAUGGGGGCUCUAGUGGAAUAGGUACAUUUGCCAUUCAAAUGGCCAAGUACAUUGGAGUGAAAGUAUUUGUCACAGCAGGAAGCGAGGAAAAGCUUGCUGCUUGCAAGGAUCUUGGAGCAGACGUUUGCAUAAAUUACAAAACUGAGGACUUUGUCACCCGUGUGAAUACAGAAACAGGCGGAAAAGGUGUUGAUGUUAUAUUGGAUAACAUUGGAGGGCCAUACUUUCAGAGAAACAUUGACAGCCUUAAUGUUGAUGGGAGGUUAUUCAUCAUUGGCUUCAUGGGAGGCACUAUUACAGAGGUGAAUCUUGCAGGUUUGCUUGCAAGACGCCUCACGGUUCAAGCUGCUGGAUUAAGGAACAGAAGUGGGGAGAACAAAGCAUCAAUAGUGAGCGAAGUGGUGAAGAAUGUUUGGCCUGCAAUCGGCGAAGGAAAGGUCAAACCUGUGGUCUACCAGCAUUUCCCCUUGGCCAAGGCAGAAGAGGCUCACCGGCUGAUGGAGAGCAGCAAUCACAUUGGCAAAAUUCUCCUCACUGUUUCUUGAACAGCUGCUAUCAUGUAAUGCUACUCUCAAGUCUUAAUGUGCGUUCAGUUCUUCAUCUUAAUAAAUAAAAGAAUCUCUUCUUUCUUUGGACUAUUUUCUCACUGUACAAAAUGCAAUCUGCACUUGUGACAAUGUGAACCCAGUCUAGGUCCCACCUAGGGUGUUAAUCAACCAAGCUGAAUUGGAUUUCGUCUUGGAUUGAGUAGUGCAUGAUAAAGAAAAAAGAAUAGUCGAGUUGGAGUUGUAGUUUGAGUUUUAUCUAUUCUAAAAUUGGUAGAUUUUUAUAAGUGAUUUUAUUUAUUAUCAGGUUUAAACACACAUGUGCAAUCAUUAAUACUUUAUUAUACAUAAA